Molecule: messenger RNA, 1320 nt
Organism: Trametes versicolor FP-101664 SS1
Lineage: Eukaryota; Fungi; Basidiomycota; Agaricomycetes; Polyporales; Polyporaceae
Exons: 6
Coding region: 1-1320 (439 amino acids)
Source: RefSeq, a predicted model, not a curated record
AUGUGGCUCCUCGUCCCAGAGGUCGCAGAAGGGUGCUCCAUCGGAAUCGGACCGGAGGAAGAGACGACGCGGAUGUCUUCCAUCUCUGCACUCCUUGACAAGUUCGACAACAUGUCUCCUCCGCCGCGCUCAUCGUACACUCCUCCUCCCUACCUCGACGACGAGUACAGGGACGCCGAAGCUAUACUGCAGGACAGGUUCGACUGGUCGACUCUAGUCCUCAACCCGCCGUCCGUGGAAGAAGGACGCAAACACGUCGUGAAGCGCGAUUCGUGCACGAUUCACCCUCCUCCCUGUGUCGAAAAAGAAGCAAUGCAGCCAUCCCCGACCGCUUAUACCACACCUAUUCCGGGUCCUUCCAGCGUGGCCAGACCCACAGACAGCGCGGACGCUGCAUCGUCUCCUACGCGCGAGACCGAUACUGAGGAUGACGACGGCUUCGACUUCAAUUUCGACUUCAAUCUCGAUUUCAUGUGGAGGUCGGACAGCGAGGAGAGCGACGAUGGGCUUACUGACGCUGAGGAUGAUGAACCCGAGGGCAGGUCUUCGGGGUUAGCUAAUAGAGCUUCAGGAGGACGUAGGCAUCGACACAACCACCUCAACGCCCUCGCGGUCGUGGCGCCUUUCAACCCCGGAGGUGCUCAGCCCAAGCUCCAGUUCCACAAGCCCGUGGCUCUUGCACCAGUCGCUUCGCACUUCAACGCAUCUGUGCCCAUCCUAGGACCUCCAUCCAACCUUCGAUCAUCCGCACGCCUUAGGGAGAAGAGGAAGCGGGAGAAGAUUGAAGACGAAUACGAGAAGGAGAAUGUUCCCGUAGGCGAGCAUGCUUACGACGUGGACGAAAACGCCGAUUCGUCCGAGCCUGGUCCUUCACGUCCUGCCAAACGGCGCAGAGUUGUGUUCAACCAAGCAGAGGAAGAAGUCGAGAACGAGGGCGAAGAAGAGGAAGACGUCGAUGCUCAAAGCUACCAAGAGGACGCAGCCCAUGGCGAGGAGCCCACGCAAGCCUCGGCUACCACGGCACAGAAGUGUCUGCUCGACGGGUGCCAGUACGAAUUGUCGGGGAACUACUACGAGGACUGGGACCACAUGUUGGAUGCGGAUCAUUUCAACCAAAACGCCGAUGGUCGAUAUCCGUGCACGUAUCGCCACUGCCCUGGCUUUAAGAAAGUCUCGGGAUGCAAACAGAAGCAAGCCGUCCAAAGGCAUGUCAUGUCUGAACAUUGGUUCGACAAGGUCUGGUGUACCUGGCCGGAUUGCACCAAGUUCUAUUACAGGGAUGACUUGCUAAAGAAGCACAUGAAGAAGCACACGACGUAG